Molecule: messenger RNA, 357 nt
Organism: Peronospora belbahrii
Lineage: Eukaryota; Oomycota; Peronosporomycetes; Peronosporales; Peronosporaceae
Source: the annotation of a GenBank genome assembly
AUGCUCCCAGCUGUGCUAUUCACGGUGGCAGGUUUUGAGACACCACCUUGGGCGGAACAACCGCUACGCAACCUUCAUGAGCAAAUUCUAUGGAAUUAUUCCACCAGCACGGAGGCUGGCCGAGUGGACAAUAGACGUGUCGCCAUGUCGAGAAACAACAAGGCGGCCGAAGAGCCCAGGCGACAGAUCCAGCAAUUAAUCGGUCCCUUGCUGCACCCAACACCACCGGAUCAGAAGGUAGAGCAGCAACAGUUACUGCAAGCGCUUACCAGCCUGAAUUCAGGUGAUAAGAUGGACGACGCCGGAGGAAUGGUGGUGGGGCUUUUUGUGCCCAUGUCAUCGGCAAUGACACCAUAG